AUGGACACCCGGUCACUCUGCAGAAUGGUGAAUCUCCUAUUGUGUUUCAUGGAAGCCCUGGGCGCUGCUUCUAACGAUGACGGCUGGUCCAUGAAGGUUCAGAUGGAGGUGCGUGCCAUGGAGGGCUACCCGGUGGUGCUGCCUUGCUCCUUCACCCACCCCCACCACACGCUGCACUCCUCCCUGCAGGUGGUGUGGCGGCUGGGCCACGGCCAGGGCUCUACGGUGCUCUACCACUGCUCCUCUCCCACCGGGGCCAGGACCUGCCAGCCAAGUCCCCAGCAGGACCAGCGCUACCGCAUGGAGGGGAACCCCCGAGACCACGACCUCUCCCUGCGCAUCAACAGUGCCGCCCUGCAGGACAACGGACGCUACUACUGCCGCGUGGAGGUGCCCGGACACGCACACAGCAGCUACGAGGAUAAGAUGGGCACACGGCUUAGAGUGGAGGCUGCCCCACGGAUCCUGGGGCUGUCAGUGGAGGGUAGUGAGGACACUGGCUACAGGGCUCAGUGUCGUGUCCAGGGCUCCCCCCUACCUGAUGUCCAGUGGCUGGGGCCUGACGUGCUCCUGGAGGGCUCCGACAUCUCUCCCCUCUCCCAGGAGUCCCCCGGGCAACACCACACCACCAGCCAGCUCCGGGAUGUCCUCCCUGGGCAGCAGUACACCUGCAGUGCCUCCAACCCCCUGGGGAAGGACCAGGUCACCCUGUACGUGCUGCCCCCCAGGCAGGUGCAGGUCUCUGGGGAGGCCCCUCCUCUUCUGCUCCUACUCUCCCUCUCCCUGGGGUUCAAGGUGCUGCUGCUGCUGGGGAUGGUAGUCUGGCUGCCACAGGGAGGAGGCCCGGCAUGGCUCAGAUGCUGCUUCAAAUGAUACACUGUUUGCAUAUGCAUGCACGCACGCACACAUACACACUAAUCCAAAUGUUUUAACUUCUCAUACAUUCUUCCAUUUGCCUUCAAUAAACAAUACAUUAUUUGACCCAUUUGCGUGUAAUUAGAUCCCACCUCAUUCCCUACCAAGGGUUUAUAUGUAAUGAAUAGACUGUAAAUCAUUAGUUUAUUGUUUAUGAAUCUAACUCAUUAGUUGAAAUGUUGUGAUAAUCUAUUUGUCAAGCCUCAAAAUGGUGGCUACACACAAAACCGCUGUACAUGUAAAGGUGAGGAGGGUAUAUUUAUUGUGGUUAUGGUGGUUUAAAGAAUACAGCAGAAGCAUAGCUUCUUACACAAAUAUGCCACAUUUAAUGUCAUUUAAUGUAAUAUGCCACAUUUAAUGUAACACCAUUGACAUAGAUGGGUUGGCUGACAACGUCAUGGAAAUGCACGUGCGUCGAUGUGGCCGGAAGCCGUGCUUUGUUAUGAUUCUGAAUGGUCAGACAGCUAGCAACAAGGACAAGAAGCUGCCAUGUGGGGAAUAGUACUGUAGUUGAGCAAGUUUUUAUCUUGUUCUUGAUACCAUGUCUUGUUUUGAGGUGUUUUGACUGAUUUCCUGUCUAUGCUAAUAUGGCUCAAAUUCGCUAUCUAGGUAACCAAUAACUGUAACAAUGUAUUUGAGAGACAAGUGCUCAUUGUGCAAAUGUAUUUGUUUUGCUAUAAACAUUUGGACAUUAAAUAUAGUUUACAUUUUGUCAAAGAGUCUAAGCCAA
Coregonus clupeaformis (lake whitefish) is the source of this 1645-nucleotide messenger RNA. Its product is annotated as sialic acid-binding Ig-like lectin 15. The record is from RefSeq and is a predicted model, not a curated record. Bases 1 to 873 code for a protein of 290 amino acids. The transcript is spliced from 3 exons. NCBI's taxonomy places the organism in Eukaryota, Metazoa, Chordata, Actinopteri, Salmoniformes, Salmonidae. Gene Ontology annotation, cellular component: plasma membrane. Gene Ontology annotation, biological process: regulation of bone resorption; regulation of osteoclast development; regulation of actin cytoskeleton organization.